AUGGCGCAGAAGCGCUCUCAUAACCACAAAGAUCACACCGCGAAAGCCAUCAAGCGACGCAAGUUCAAUGCCGCGACUGCCAAGAGCUCCGACGAUGCUGCGCACGACAUCGUGAGCGUUGACCAGUUGGAUUGGAAGACAGUCACGUUGCCCGAUAGGUUAGACGAUGCCGAAGGAUUUUACGGCCUGGAAGAAAUUGAGGGUGUGGACAUUCUGAGGCCGUCUGGAGGUGGGGAGAUCAAGUUCAGGGCCUCCAAAAGUAAAAUCAAAGGCAUUCUUAAAAACUCAACCGAUAAGUCAGGCCAACCUGCGGAAGAUUGGGAAGAAUGGAGCGGGUUCGGCGACGACAGCGAAGGCGGGGACAGGACUACUUUUGAAGCCGAAAAGAAAGCUGAAAACCAUGGAAAAGUUAACGACAGAAGAACAAAAACGAAUCAUUCAAACAAGGAGAAAGAGUCAAAUACACUGCCAAAGGAUCGAGGUCCUCGUAUUAAAACAGACAACGGUAUUAAGACAGGGGUAUCCUUCGCCGCACUACAAGACGAGGUUGAGGAAGACGUUGAUGUUUCCGCUUGGGAUUCUCUAGAUCUCAGUGCCGAACUACAGACUAGCCUUGGAAGACUCAAGUUCUCUUUUCCGACACCUAUCCAGUCCGCAUGUAUCCCAGCCGUGCUUCAAGGUCAUGAUGUAAUCGGGAAGGCGUCUACAGGAUCUGGGAAGACUCUGGCAUUUGGCAUACCGAUAGUUGAAUAUUUUUUAGGCAAGUAUCGGGGCGGUCGAGCUCCGACUGCAUCUGAAGAGAGCGAAAGCACGAAGGAACCCAUGGCGCUAAUACUGUCGCCAACGAGAGAACUCGCACACCAACUCAACAAGCAUCUUACCGACUUGGUGAACCAUGCCCCAAAUACACAAGUUAGGAUCGCAACAGUCACGGGUGGUUUGUCCAUCUACAAGCAGCAGCGGCUACUCGCUGACGCUGAUAUCAUCAUCGCUACCCCGGGUCGGUUAUGGGAAGUUGUCGGAUCUAUGACUGGGUUUCUGUCAAAGCUGAAAAAGAUCAGAUUUCUCGUCAUCGACGAAGCUGAUAGGUUGCUGAGUGAAGGUCAUUUCAAAGAAGUGGAAGAAAUACUAAACGCCAUCGACAAAGUUGAGAUCACUGAAGAGGCUUACGGGGAAAGGUCGGAGCGGGAGCCUGAGCCUGAGCCUGAUGAAGAGAAAAAGGCGGAGCCACGCCAGACGCUGGUCUUCUCAGCAACAUUCCACAAGGGCCUACAACAAAAGCUCUCGGGAAAGAUCCGAUAUAGGAAUGAUGACUUGCUUGACAAAAAGGAAUCCAUGGAGUACCUUCUUCGAAAGCUGAAUUUUAGAGAAGAACGACCGAAAUUCAUCGAUGUUAAUCCGAUCUCCCAAAUGGCUGAGAACUUGAAGGAAGGUUUAGUCCAAUGCGCGCCUAUGGAUAAGGAUCUGCUUUUAUACACCCUUCUCCUCUAUCACCCCAAACAUCGCACCUUAAUAUUCACAAACUCUAUCUCUGCUGUACGCCGCUUAACUCAAUUACUUCAAAAUCUUAAUCUUCCUACUUUCGCGCUGCAUUCAUCAAUGGCUCAGAAAGCCCGCCUCCGCUCCGUGGAGCGGUUUUCUUCCCUGUCAUCAGAUCCUUCGUCUAUCCUCGUGGCCACUGAUGUUGCCGCACGGGGACUUGACAUCAAGGGAAUCGAUCUUAUCGUUCAUUACCACGUCCCCAGAACCGCGGACACAUACGUGCACCGUUCAGGUCGAACAGCACGAGCUUCGGCAUCCGGAAAGUCGAUCCUAAUAUGCGCACCGGAAGAGACUACUGGUGUCGCUAGGCUCGUUGCCAAGAUCCAUUCCAAUAAGAAAGACUCCAGCGCCACCGAGUCUAAGAUGGAGAAAAAGGUUCCUUUGCAAUCUGUAGACUUGGACAGGCGUAUAAUCGACCGCCUUCGCCCUCGUGUCACGCUUGCCAAAAGAAUUACAGAGUCUAUCCUCGCGAAGGAAAAGCUAUCUUCUGAGGAUGAUUGGCUACGUUCCGCUGCCGAAGAUCUAGGUGUUGAUUAUGAUAGCGAUGAAUUUGCCGAACAGCAAUCCAAGGGCAAAGGCAAAGGGCGUGGUCGUGGUGGAGGUAGACAAGCACGAGAACAGAAAGCCGCUAGUCUAUCUAAGGCAGAGCUUGCGGGCUUGAAGGCACAAUUGAGGGAAUUGGUGUCCAAGAAAGUCAACGUGGGCAUUAGCGAGAAGUAUUUGACGGCGGGUAGAGUCGAUGUGGAUGCCCUAUUGAGGGGGGAAGGGAACGAUGCAUUUCUUGGACAUGUAGAAAAGUUGUCAUUUUAA
This is a messenger RNA of Coccidioides posadasii C735 delta SOWgp, 2352 nucleotides long. It is a transcript of the gene MAK5, whose product is annotated as ATP-dependent RNA helicase. Gene Ontology annotation, molecular function: nucleic acid binding; ATP binding; RNA helicase activity. The record is from RefSeq and is a predicted model, not a curated record. Lineage: Eukaryota; Fungi; Ascomycota; Eurotiomycetes; Onygenales; Onygenaceae.